AUGGGUCAAGCUGCAGGAAAGUUGAGCAAGGAUGAGAUUCAAUCAUUGUCCACACAGUCAUCAUUCUCAAAGAAUGAGAUCGGUGACCUCUUUGCUGAGUUCAAGAAGCAUGAUAUCGAUGGCAAUGGUGCCCUCGACAGAAAUGAGUUCAUCUCUUUCUUCAAGACUCGUUUGCCAAAGCAGUCUGCUGCUCAGUUGAACAAUCUGUUUGAUGCCUUUGACACUGAUGGAAGCGGAUCCAUUGACUUCAAGGAGUUGGUCAUCUCCCUCUCAAUCAUUGGAAAGGGUACACCAGAGGAGAAGUUGGGCUUCAUGUUUGAUAUUUAUGACAAGGACAAGAGUGGAACUCUGGAGAAGGGUGAGAUUGAUGAGUUGACCAGGACAAUGGUCUCUGUUGGAAAGGCAAUGGGCAAGGGUGACAAGGAUAUCACUGUUUUUGUUGAGAAGCUCAUCCAAAAGAUCGAUGUUGACAAGAGCACCACCAUCACUCGUUCCGAGUGGAUCACCCAGGGCUCCAGGAGUCCAUCCGUCAUCACCCUGCUUGGUAUCUAA
Messenger RNA from Acytostelium subglobosum LB1, 552 nucleotides. RefSeq lists its product as hypothetical. NCBI's taxonomy places the organism in Eukaryota, Evosea, Eumycetozoa, Acytosteliales, Acytosteliaceae. Bases 1 to 552 code for a protein of 183 amino acids. The transcript has 4 exons. Gene Ontology annotation, molecular function: calcium ion binding. The record is from RefSeq and is a predicted model, not a curated record.